AUGUAUGGACUCCCGGGUUCCAUCAAUUUUAUGGUCAAAGCGGAGUUCACCGUUUCUGGGACCAUGGCUGAGGUCCACGCAACGUCAGAUGUCAAACCAGCAUUGUCUAUAUCGAAUGCAGACGAAGCGCUCAUUGUUAUAGCCAUCGACACGAAUUAUGUUCGAUACGAUGAUUUGUCUGCAGAUCCCAACGAGAAGUCAUGUUUACGUGACAAUGUCAUCUCAUUAUUUUGUCUUUUUCUUACAUUCCUUCCCUUCCAUGAUAAAUUUUCAAUACGCAUAUCUUUAGGAGAACCUUCUUCCAACACAUUUUUACCAACCAAUAUUCGCAAGAACCUAGAAGAUGGCCCAGAUGCGGAUCAGGAUAUCUUCGCUUUGUACGCGCAAUAUGGAAGAUAUCUUGGCAUCGCGUCGUCUCGAAACACAGAACCUUCGAAUUUGCAAGGAAUAUGGAACCAGGUUCUCAGUCCAGAUUGGGGAAGGUAUGAUUGUUUUUUGUUGAAGAUAAGUCAGGAGCCCAGCUAUUUUCCAGAAACUCUUGAUCCACUAUGGUCUAUGAUUUCCGAAGUCGCUGAACGGGGAAAAAUUGACGCGUUGGAAACGUACAAUAUCAGCCGAGGUUGGGUAUGUCAUCAUAAUACUGGCAUUUGGCGCGAUUCUGCCCCUAUCGAUGCUGCCUUCUACGGCUUU
This is a messenger RNA of Lentinula edodes (shiitake mushroom), 690 nucleotides long. RefSeq lists its product as uncharacterized. Gene Ontology annotation, biological process: carbohydrate metabolic process. The record is from RefSeq and is a predicted model, not a curated record. Gene Ontology annotation, molecular function: alpha-L-fucosidase activity. The transcript has 3 exons. Lineage: Eukaryota; Fungi; Basidiomycota; Agaricomycetes; Agaricales; Omphalotaceae. The annotation marks the transcript as partial.